AUGCGUGGCAGCAGUUCAGAAUUAUUGCUGGAUGAGCAGGCAGAAUUACGUCGUCGCAAACUGUUGGAGCUCGGGUUUGGCGCUUCCAGGCGCCAGCCGCAACGGCGAACUUGCCGUCAGCGGUUUAAUUUUUACGCGACCUCGGCACUGGCACUAGUUGCAACCUCCGGUGGUGCUGCAUUAUUAUUUUUAGUUCCGCUUUAUGUUGAUCCUGCGAUAAGCACUCUCGCUGCUGACUUUUCGCCUCACCCUGUGCUCUGUACUACGCUGAGGAGGGAAGAAAUACUGGGGAUAUUUAAUUGCACUUGGAGUUCUUGUCGAGAGGGAUGCACUAGUGAUGUUUACAGAUGUACUCACAUUUAUGUUACUUACUCGCCGGAACUUAAUUUUACCAACAGUAGUUUGUGGACUGACAAAAAUAUUUAUGAUGGUCUAACGGAAGUGGAAGCAGUGCUGAAGGUUAACAUAAAAGGAUGUGGUUACCCACCGGUAGUUGAUUGUGAUAACUUCACCCGCGAGCUCGGCUACGAAGGUGCUAAAUUUCCAUGUCACUACAGCCGCGUGAAUGGGAGCAUAGUGAUGGCUAAUUACAAUCGCGAGGCGCAGCUUGAAAUAAUAAUUCAUUUUUUCGCGGCGCCCUUUGUAGUGACACUCGCGACAAGUGUUGCACUUUGUGUUAUGCACUGCGAUUGCCGAUGUGUGGCACCCUCCCCUCGCCAUGCACGUGGUAUGAGAAAAAUCCGAAUAAAUAAUCUCAGCGAUCAAUCGAUAAGCAAUAGAGUGGACCGAAGAGGACAUCAUGCCCACUGCGACUGCGGAGAAGUUACACGGCCGUUAUGACGAAGGGAGGAAACGGCUGAAAGUGUCAUAGCAACAUCUCAGUCGGACCUCUAACAUUAAAUACUAGACACUAGAUACUAAAUACUAAAUACUGAUUAUUAGAUACUGAAUAUUAAAAAUAUUAAAUACUGGACACUGAGUACUGGAAACUUAAAAAAAUGAAACGUCUACUUGGAUCUUCCACUUGGGUUAAGAAAAA
Microplitis demolitor is the source of this 1039-nucleotide messenger RNA. RefSeq names its product protein tipE (gene Teh1). NCBI's taxonomy places the organism in Eukaryota, Metazoa, Arthropoda, Insecta, Hymenoptera, Braconidae. The transcript is spliced from 4 exons. Bases 1 to 840 code for a protein of 279 amino acids. Gene Ontology annotation, biological process: regulation of sodium ion transport. The record is from RefSeq and is a predicted model, not a curated record. Gene Ontology annotation, molecular function: sodium channel regulator activity.